This is a messenger RNA of Larimichthys crocea (large yellow croaker), 3030 nucleotides long. RefSeq names its product transcription factor-like 5 protein. The record is from RefSeq and is a predicted model, not a curated record. The coding region runs from base 119 to 1459 and encodes 446 amino acids. Gene Ontology annotation, biological process: spermatogenesis; regulation of DNA-templated transcription. The transcript has 7 exons. Gene Ontology annotation, cellular component: nucleus. NCBI's taxonomy places the organism in Eukaryota, Metazoa, Chordata, Actinopteri, Sciaenidae. Gene Ontology annotation, molecular function: RNA polymerase II cis-regulatory region sequence-specific DNA binding; protein dimerization activity; DNA-binding transcription factor activity, RNA polymerase II-specific.
UUAAAUAUGUAAAAUAUAUAAUUAAUGUAACUGAUCCGAGGCUUCAGCUGAGACGACGUCCGGGAGUUGGACACCGACGUCAGUCACCGCCCGAGGAGUUGACGUUACAGAGUGAAGGAUGUCAUCCUUUCCCUCAGCUUUUAAAUCCAUCCAUUCACCUUCAUUCAGAGAGCACACCUGUGACUCUGUCGGGGUGAUUUUGAGCCAAGGUGGAUGUCUGACACAGGACCACGGGCAGAUGUUGGGAGCUGAACUCGGUCUGGAGAUGUCAGAGGUUGAAUACACACACCUUCAUCACCUCAUCCAGGCACAUAUGGAGGCACAAGCUGCUGCUGCUGCUCCUCCAGAUGGGCCUGAUGCCAGAUCUUACCCUGCCACAGUGACGUUUAAAGGCGCCACUGGAUCCAUGGCGAUGUCUCCCUUCACAACCACUCAAGCUAUUGAUCUGUCAACCUCAACGGAUGAACAUUGUGUGGGAACGUCCGGAGAAAAGACGCCGGCGUCUUAUGGAGAGGUGCCAGGGUUUGUGCUGGCCAGAGUAAGAGGUGAAGACAGUCCGACUGACCCACGUGCAAACAGCAGCACAUCUUCACAGAAGCGAUGCAGAUCAGCUGCUAGAGUUUGCUUGGAGAAAAGGUUUAGCAUGCUGUCUGCUGACACCCCGAGACAGCAAGAUAUUCAGUCUGCAGUUCUUAGCAAUUUUUUGACAAUGCUCCAGCAGUCUGCAGAGGCUCAGGAGGCGGUCAUACAUCCACAGAUGCAGAAAUGGAUGAAAACCGACAGAGCAAAUCCUUUUGAGGUGUCCAACCCAUUUGUAGGGGGUAUAUUUAACCCAGUCACCAACAAGUGUGAGCAGGUGAUUGGCCAUAUUCCUCACAUGGCUGACCUGAAGCAUCAGGCUUUAAUCAUCCCCAAGAGUUUUUCAUUGAAUUUUUGCCCAGAAAGGCUUGUUACAAAAGCUCACAAUACAAGUGGCAGCAGCUCAGCAGAGGAGCAGCAGCAGUUAGUGAAUAUAGAAAAUGCUGUGUUGACAUCUGCCUCCAGCAACCAUGGUAGGACUGACAGCUCACAAUUUAUCAAGAGUGGCCCGGACUCUGCCCGAGGAUCAUUGAGCAGCACCAGGAAAAGAGCUCGAUCUCAAAUGUCACUCAGCCAACGCAGGGAGAAGCACAACAUUAAGGAGAGGGAACGCAGGAAGAGGAUUCGAUCGUGCUGUGAUGAACUGAACAUGUUGGUGCCAUUCUGUGACUCAGAGUCAGACAAAGUCACCACCCUGCAGUGGACCACUGCCUUCCUCAGAUACAUCAAUAAAACAUAUGGAGACACCUUCAAAGAGGAGUUUCAGAAGGCAAUCACUGACGAGAAAGGAAUCCUUAAAUCCAGCCUUUCUUCAGGAGGGGACCUGAUCCACCAGGACAUGGACGAGACACUGAGCAUUCCUCUUGCGGUGGAGCAGUGACUCACCCAGAGAUCAGAAUUAGCCAGAUGUCGAGUAUGUUUUAAUUUGACCGUUUAAAGUAGCUUCGAUUGGAUGUGCUGUAACACUUUAAAUGACAAAAAGUGUCCUUUUAAAGAGGUGCUAUGCUCUCCCUCUGACUGCAUUACAAUGAUUUAGAAAAUGGAAGUUUUCCAGUCUCAACAUGGUUGAUUCUCUCCAGCUGCAUUAAGACCACACUGUCAUCAAGCUAGUGUCUGAAUUGCAAUGUCAUUUCUAUAUUUAUAUUUCCUCCCCCUUGAGAGACAUUUGUAGAAAAGAAAGUGCUUUUCAUGGAAUCAUACACAGGUGGCACUGUUUCUCUUUAAAAAAACAGCCGACACAGACCUCUUAUGAUUAGAUUUCAGCUCUUCGGCCAUCAAACAUUUAAUUAUAUGUGCAGCUUUUAUAUGUUUAAUCCAGAUUUUGUUCACUUGUUUUAUAAAUUGUUUAUUUUUGUUAAACUUUGCUCAUACAGUACGUUGUUCAGUUUCCUCAUCCACAUUAAUUUAUUCUUUGAUCACAUAUUUAACUGUUUGUAUUAAUGGGAUUGCUUGACUUUCAUGGUGUUUCUCCGAGGUACAGAUUGUUCACUUGAUAUGUAGAGAAGAGUAAUGUUUUUACUGAAAAGUGGCUUUAUUUGUUCUUUCUUACAACAUGUCGCUGUAGCAUCUUACUGUACAUACAACAGUCACCCACAAAUAAUAAAUAGUAUUUAAGGUCAUGUAUAUUUAAUAGUUACAGCACCGGUAGUACAAAGUGGAUGUGGUCAUUGCAGAUUUUUAAAAAAGAAAAAAAAAAAGAACAAAAAUUACUUUAAGAUCCUUAGAUUGAUUUUUACAAUGACUGAUGUAUGCAUCCACACGUUUUAUUUUGUUUUUGAUUCUCAAAUCUGGAGAAUCAACUUCACAUGUAAUAAAAAAAAACAGAAAACAAGCUGUAAAAAAAGAGACUCUCAAAAAGUAUUUUUUUUUUUUUUUGCAUUAAUCUACACAAUUUCUGGGCACCUGGGUGUUUGUGUUUUUUAUUCCUUUUACAAUACAUACACAGCUCCUUGACUUGACGGAGGCUUUUUAGGAGCCUCUGACGUCUAUUUCCAUAUUUUACACUGUAAGCUUGUAUGUUGAGGUAACACCUGUGAUUUACAUUAAAUGGGCUGUGAUACAUGCACAUUCACUUCAGAGACAGUCACUGUUGUUUUUAGAGUCAUCUGCCAGAAGGAUGUUAAAGGUAAUGGGGGUGGGGGGUCAUUGUAACAACAUGUACAAAGUUUUUAUACACAAAGGACUCAUCAUUCAUUUUCCAGUUGUUUGUAAGUCAAGUCUUGUUAUGUGAUACUGUAGAAUUUGGAGCAAUGCAGUUGUUCUCUUGGACUCUUCCGUGCCUCUGUCCACUUUAUUUCUGGAUGUCAUCUUGAUGUUUUUGUCUCUCAGUUGCUCUGGUAUUCAUGUGAAUCCUUGGAUGUUCCUCUAUUCCUCUCAAAAUAUCACACCUGUUGAUGUUACUCUUCCCAUCUUGUGAUACAUGUAUUUAAAUAAAGAGGACAUUUAUUGUGA